UUUGUUAAGUCAUCAAACAAAAGCAAAUUUGCUCACCUAUUCUUUCUUUCUUUUUUUUUUUCAUUUGCUUCCCUUUUAUUCUCUAACUACUGUAUUUUUGCACUUCCUUGGAUUUUUUUUUUGAGGAAAUUAUAUUUUGCACUUGUAUAAUCAGAUCAAGAAUCAAAGGAGAUAGGUAAGCAAACCAUGGCUGCUGAUACAACAGAACCUAGUUAUUGGUUAAACUGGAGGUUUCUUGUUAGUGCGUUAUAUGUCUUUGGCACCAUUGUGUUUGCUUCCUAUCUUAUAUGGAAACAUGAAGGCAGGAAAAAGGUGGAUGAUGAGAGGAGGGAAGGUGGAGUUAUACCAGGCGGUGUCUUAUACAAGGAUGAAGUUUGGAAAACAUGUCUGAAAAGCAUUCAUCCUACCUUUCUGCUUGCUUUUAGGAUAUUUGCUUUCUUUCUGCUACUGGCAUUGAUCACUGGCAACGUUGUAAUUGCUGGACCUGGCAUCUUUUUCUUCUAUACUCAGUGGACUUUUCUGCUAACUACUGUAUACUUUGGGCUUGCAUCCACUUUCUCUGUUUAUGGAUGCUGGUCUGAUCGUGGUGGAGCUUGUCACUUUAAGAUGGCUUCCCAGAACACUGAUGCAGAACAAGGAUCUUAUGUUGCUCCAAAGUUAGGAGGUAGUCCAAAUACGUCUUUGUUAAAAAGCUUGAAAAAUCAAGAAGUUCAUGUUCGCCCAAUUGCAGGUUCUAUGGUCUAUCUCCUUCAAAUCUUGUACCAGGUAACUGCAGGUGCUGUGCUUCUUACCGAUGUCGUAUUUUGGCUUGUACUUUACCCAUUUGAAUUUUCCAAAGAGCAUAAACUUUCAUUUUUUGAUGUUAGCAUGCAUUCAGUCAACAUUCUCAUUCUUGGUGAUGCAAUAUUGAAUUGCUUGAGAUUUCCUUUCUUCCGGAUUUCAUAUUUUAUCUUGUGGACUGGAGCAUUUGUUAUCUGUCAAUGGAUAAUUCAUGCUUGCGUUUCCCUAAGGUGGCCGUACCCAUUCAUGGACUUGUCACCUCCAUAUGCUCCGAUAUGGUACGCGGCAGUGGGUUUGCUGCACAUCCCAUGCUUUGGUGUCUUUGCUCUGAUAGUCAAAUUGAAGCACGUAUGGCUUUCAAGAUCGUUUUCAGAGUCUUAUCAGGGUACAAGGUGAAAAGAAAUCGAUAUUUUUUCUGUGCAAGAAAAUUCAUCGUGUAGAGAGUAGUUUUAUUGACUACACAUAUUUCUGAAGUUAGCCUGUGAGUUUGACAUACAUGAGCUCAGAAUAUGAUUUCGUCAUCCUUCACUGGCUUUAAUUGAUGAUAGUAUUAUUCAUUUAUUUUUCCGCUUCAUUUGAAGCUGAGUAAUCUGAAUCUGACCACAUGUAUUAGUCCAUAACUUCAAUGAAGUAUCAUGACAUUCGUGAUU
Molecule: messenger RNA, 1430 nt
Organism: Beta vulgaris subsp. vulgaris (sugar beet)
Lineage: Eukaryota; Viridiplantae; Streptophyta; Magnoliopsida; Caryophyllales; Amaranthaceae
Exons: 9
Coding region: 187-1176 (329 amino acids)
Cellular component (GO): membrane
Source: RefSeq, a predicted model, not a curated record